Messenger RNA from Stegodyphus dumicola, 846 nucleotides. RefSeq names its product heat shock cognate 71 kDa protein-like. Lineage: Eukaryota; Metazoa; Arthropoda; Arachnida; Araneae; Eresidae. The record is from RefSeq and is a predicted model, not a curated record. Gene Ontology annotation, molecular function: ATP binding; ATP-dependent protein folding chaperone.
AUGUCAGGAAAACCCAGUUUGAAUGCCUCUAUUAAAUCAUUGGAUGCUGAAUGCAUUGUAUCGCAUACCGAUCUUGGAGCACAAGGGGACAUCAAUUUCGGCAAUCUCAUCAACACAAAUAAUGAACCAGAAAUAAAUAGCAAAAUGGAUCAAGUAGACAGAAUAGAAGUGAAACCAAUUCAAGAAUUUCAAGAACGCCUUAUUGAUAUCGUCGUUGAUACCGUCGCUGUUAUCUACGUUGAUGACGAGAAUACUCAACAUCCUUCAUCACAGCCUAAUACUGCCUGUGAAAGGGCUAAGAGAACCCUGUCCUCAAGUACUCAAGCCAGCAUCGAAAUUGAUUCUCUCUUUGAAUGUGUAGAUUUCUAUUCAACCAUAACAAGAGCCCGUUUUGAAGAACUGAAUGCUGAUUUGUUUAGAAGCACAUUGGAACCUGUUGAAAAGGCUUUGCGAGAUGCAAAAUUAGAUAAAGCUCAAGUCCACGAUAUUGUCCUGGUAGGUGGAUCUACUCGUAUUCCUAAAAUUCAGAAGCUACUGCAAGAUUUCUUUAAUGGUAAAGAACUUAACAAAAGUAUUAAUCCAGAUGAAGCUGUCGCAUAUGGUGCUGCAGUCCAAGCUGCAAUUUUGAAUGGUGAUAAAUCUGAACAAGUGCAAGAUCUGUUGCUGUUGGAUGUAACCCCACUGUCUCUAGGAAUUGAAACUGCUGGUGGUGUAAUGACUGUGCUCAUGAAACGUAAUACAACCAUUCCAACUCGUCAGACACAAACAUUUACAACUUACUCUGAUAAUCAACCAGGUGUCUUGAUCCAAGUUUACGAGGGUGAACGUGCAAUGACCAAGGAAUAA